Molecule: messenger RNA, 2907 nt
Organism: Diaporthe amygdali
Lineage: Eukaryota; Fungi; Ascomycota; Sordariomycetes; Diaporthales; Diaporthaceae
Exons: 2
Coding region: 1-2907 (968 amino acids)
Source: RefSeq, a predicted model, not a curated record
AUGUUCGUCCAUCCACACUUAUCCACAACCCAGGGCGCUCUGUUCCACUCUGCUAAACGUCCUCGCCGAAACACAACACAAUCAACAUACACCGAGUACACACAGAGGAGCCCACAGCACGCCUGGUUCGACCAACAACACCACCACCACCAUCGGCCUACAAGGGUCGCUGACCCUACAAUACAAGCAAGCAGCCUGCCAAGAACGGUGCCGCGCAGCGGCCACCACGACGAAAUGAUUGUAGACAGCACUUCGAUCUCGUACAUUUCUGACGUCGCCGCGACCGCGCGAAACCUCUACCGUCGCGCAAAAAUCUCUGGUCCGGAAUUCUCAGACAUCGCGACAAGUGUGCGUCCUCUGCACUCGGUCCUCAAGCACUUGCGCGCCGAGGCAGAGGACCCAGACAGUCUCCUGAACAGCGACGGACAGGAGUCCUCGGUCUACGCCCGCCAACUUACGCCAAUAGUCGAGGAUACCGACUUCACGCUCAAGCAGUUGGAUACAAUCCUCGAGAAAUAUGGCUCUUACCCCAGCGAUUGCGAGAAUCCCGAGUAUGGGCGAAGAGACAGGGCAAAUAGUAGUGCCAAGCGAAUGGAGGACCGCGAGAGGGAUAUGGUGGCUCUGAUAAGGACCAAGCUGGCGAACCAAAAGACCAAUAUCGACAUAUUCCUAGACACCGUUCAGCUGCACAAUCCCACAAGGCAGCACAAGCCUGUCGACCUGGCGCGUGCAGACGACCAGCAGAUGAACAAGAUCAAGGACAAGGUUGAUGUCGUUGCUGCACGCCUAUUCCAACGCAGGGCCAGGGCGUUGGCCUCGGGCGAUGUCGCUCAUGAGAGCGAGGAUCAAAUGUGGCAGCAGUUCUGGGCUGAGCUGGUCAAAGAGGGCUUUUCCAGCGAUGUCCUCAGGAAGCACAAGGAAGUUCUGCGCGCUUACAUACGUGAGCUGGACUCGAAUGGUUUCUUGGAUGACAAACCUCCUUCAGUCCGUGGGCUUCUAGACCAGCAGCUGCCGCAAGGUCGCGGCAACGGUGCAUAUGCAGCUCAGCAAUACGUGCCAUAUUCGGAGGCGCCUGCAUACGGGGCUCGCCAACCGCAGCAGCAUGGGUCCUCACCCUUGCCACCGCCAGUGGAGAUCACCCCGGCCUCGUACCCAUCAAAUUCGCAUGGCGAGACCAUGUCUCCCAAAGAAAUGGUCUCGCCCAGCAUGGACAACGAGAAGUUCAUGCCCAGUGUGAAGCUCGAACGACCACAGCCAGACCAGUGGCCUGCUCAUGGAGAUGGCCGUUCACCCACCAAAUCGGGGUAUAACCCCUUCGUUCCGCAAAGCCAUCAAAAUGGAAUGCCUCCCCCGCCAACAAGCAUGGCGAUGCAAACCUCCUACGAGCGGUACUCGUCUGAUUCAUCUUCAGAUUCGGGCUCAACAGACUCACAACAACUGGCCCUGAUCUCCACCCAGGAUCUUAUGGCUCUGGACCGAAAUGAAGCCGACAAUCUUUCAGCUCGCAUGGGCGGACUUGGUCUCUCACCGGCGCUGAUUCCCACAAACUACGGCGUCUCGCCGGGCACUUCUCCUAGUACACGAUAUCUCCCGCCGCCGGUCAACACCCUUCCGGUGGACCAUCCUCUCAGCUCCUCGCCGCAGUCGCAGGCUCUUCAGGGCGCCGCGCCACGUUAUGUCCCACCACUACCGGGGUACGGAAGCCCAACGGGCUCUAGCAUGACGCCGCCACCUCCUUAUGCGUCCCCAAACACGCAAGGCGUCGUACCAAUCCCCUUUCCCUCCUCAGCGCCGCCCACCUCGGCACCAGGCUUCCCACCCCCGCCUACAUCGGCGCCCCGACCUCAGCGGUAUUCCCGCCUCGCUCCAGACAGCGUUGGCAAUGAAAUCCCUCUCGAUGCAAAAUGGACUCGUAUCAAGCGAAGCCUAGUGUCGACCGAGGUUCUUACCAAGGCGGGUGUACGAUACGAGGCAAGGCCGGACUUCGUUGCCGUUCUUGGUGUCUUGACCAAAGACCAGAUCGCAGAUUUUGCGAGAAAAACUGCAGCUUUGAGAGCUGGUCGAGGCAGGGGCCACUCAGACCCCAAACAUAGACAAACUGCAUAUUACCCCGAAGAGAAACGCAACACAAACGGAAGGAGGCAUCUUCAACACUCGGAGACGGAUAGCGAGACUGAUUCUGAGGAUAUCAUCUGGGACGAGUCAGACACAACUGAUUCUGGGUCCCGCGAUCGAUCAGGGUCGCUGACGGACAAGUAUAUUCCUCGUGACCACCGUCGACGACGCAACAGAAGGGCUUCAACCAACUCCACUAUACAAGAGGAACCAGAGCUCGAAGAGAAGGCAGACCGCAAGGGCCAUAGGGUCUACCCGGUCAUUGUGGAAAAGACAUCUCCGGCAGCCGUAACUCAGCCAAAGCCUAUUCUCAAGAACCGUAACGAGAACCACGUCAGGUUCGACGAAGACGGCCCGAGAGAGUUUGCUCCCGGUGAGCUGGAGAGUGAAAGGGAGCGCAAGGAGCGCAGAGAACGGAGGAGAGCAGAGAGGGAGAAGGACAGUGAGCGGCGCCGCAGAGAUCGCGAUAGGGAUCGUGAGCGUGGCGGCGACCGCGACCGCGAGAGGGACCGCGACAACCGUGACAACCGCGAGCGAGAGCGAGAUCGUGACAGAGAGCGAGACAGGCAGCAUCGUGACCGCGACCACCAUUCCUCACACCACCGUCCGCGUGACCGGGUUGCAGAUCGUGAACGUGACCGGGAACGCGAACGCGAACGCGACCGUGACGAGGCACGCGACAAGCGCCGGGUCAAGAAGCGUGUCUGGGGCGAGACCCUCGGUGCCGUUGGAAUUGGCGGCGCUGCGGCAUCGCUCCUGGGCGUCCUGACUGAGGCUGCGUCUGGGUUGUAA